Messenger RNA from Oncorhynchus kisutch (coho salmon), 5927 nucleotides. RefSeq names its product ataxin-1. Gene Ontology annotation, molecular function: RNA binding; protein binding. The transcript is spliced from 5 exons. Gene Ontology annotation, cellular component: nucleus. NCBI's taxonomy places the organism in Eukaryota, Metazoa, Chordata, Actinopteri, Salmoniformes, Salmonidae. Bases 852 to 3938 code for a protein of 1028 amino acids. The record is from RefSeq and is a predicted model, not a curated record. Gene Ontology annotation, biological process: nervous system development; negative regulation of transcription by RNA polymerase II.
ACCUCCUCCCUUCUCUGUGUGUGAGCGUAGUCUGGGCGCUCAGCCAAGUAGAAUGUGUUUUUGAAUGAAUAUCUGAUGCGGCUGGCUGUGGGAGGAGCUAUGUUACUGGAGUAUUGGGAGAAAAGGAGGGAGGGAGCGUGGGAGAGAGAGAGACCGAAUGAGAGAGAGAUGGAGAGAGUGAGAGAGGGAGAAAGGGAGAGACAGAGAGAGAGGUCUGACUGCCUUGCAUAACACACGUUGGAGCAGCUUUGCACGCAGGACUUCAUGUGAUUCUUCAACCAGGGGGACUUCCUCUAUCGCUGGCUCAUCACAGAGCCUUACGGCUAGGUGUACAUGUUCACCCGCUCUCCCGGACGGACCCUACCUGGAGCUUGGAGGAAAACAGGGCUGGCUCUGAAAAAUAGACCUGCACAAAGGAGACGUAGAGAAAGAGGAUUUCCCUAUAGGAAUACGUAGUGUAGAAGCUACACAGGCAAGAGGAAGUCUGACAAUGCUCUGCCAGCUGUGGCUGUGUACAGCCUGAUUUACAGCUGGCGGACGUUGUGGAGGCUGGUGGUUAGUCAGAGAUGAUUCCUCAUGAAGUCCAUGGAGUCGUCCUCUCUGUCACCUGGCGGACGUCACUCUGCCCUCUCUAGACUACUGAGUCCAGGACACACAGUCACACAGUGAAGACCUGAAAGAGACCUGAUAGAGCCCACGACAACACUUGAGAGAGAGAGAUGUUUCCCAUGCCAAUAAAGCCCUUAAAUUGAAUUGAAAUUGAGAGAGAAACAGAGAUAGGGACAAAGAGAGAGAGAGACAGUAGGUUCAAAAAGCCUACUUGAGAGACAAACAAAGAGUGAAAAACAACCAUGAAAUCCAACCAGGAGAGGAGCCAUGGCUGUCUACCUCCAAAGAAGCGUGAAAUCCUAGCCCUGGAGCAGAGGCCUGUGGUGGUAACAGCAGCAGCUGAGAUCCUAGCUCUGGAGCAGAAGCCUGUGGUGGUACCAGCAGCAGCUGAGAUCCUAGCCCUGGAGCAGAGGCCUGUAGUGGUAACAGCAGCAGCUGAGAUCCUGGCUCUGGAGCAGAGGCCUGUGGUGGUACCAGCAGCAGCUGCAGCCUCAGCAGACACUACCUUACACACAGAGAACCUGGCUUGGCUGGCCAAUGUAGCCAGCGAACGCUGCAGAUCCACAGAAACUCCCAGCCCCAGGUUUCAUGUCUCCUCGUCCUCCUCUUCAUCCCCCUCCCAUUCUGCUCUCCCCCUGUCCUCUCUCUCCACGAUCUACCCCACUGGGGUGGGGCUCAGCCAACAGGGCGGGACAAUCCAGUACGCCCAGCUGGCCCCUAACCUCCAGUUCAUUAGCUCGGGGCCGUACACUGGCUACAUCUCCUCUCAGAUCAUCCAGUCCACUGCCACCAAUGUAGCCGCCUCCACAGGGCAACAGCGCCACCAUCUGGACGGCCACUGCUACACCACCGCCCUCAUCUCCCAGGCCACCAAGGUUGGGGACCAGCAGAACCAGGUCCAGAUAGGUCUGCCGUCUGACCUAGCUGUGUCCGUUGGAGGGACCCACUUCACCACUACCCACCAGUACAUCCAGCUGGACAGCAGCAGCCCUCUGACCGUCACCUCCCCUACCCAGGGCCACCUCCAGCCUCUCCAGCUCCACACCCACCCUGGGGUGGGCCUCCUCCCCCACACCCUCACCCUCGCCCCCUCCCAGGUGCUGGUCCAGUAUACGGAUGGGUUAGGGAUCAACAAAGCUGAGGGCGGACACACCAAGGUGGUGCAGCUGAAUGGAGAGCUGGAGAGGAGUUUCGGUAAACAGAGCUGUGCUGGCAUCAAAGGAACCUCCUACUCUAACCAGAACAAUCAGCAGGUUCACCAUGGAUAUGAAGCUCGACACAUCCUCAUUCCCGCAGACUACACUACCCAGGAUUCCACAGGGCUACAAACCUCCCUGGUGCUGGUAGCAAACGCCCAGCCCAGCCCCCACCCCCACCCUCACCCUACCAGUGGUGCUGAGCAGGACACGGUCCAGGUCCACCCAUCAUUAAUACACAGUGAGGGAGGAGGCAUCUGUCUAAGGAAACCUGUCUCCAGAACCUCCUCUUUCACCUCCCUCAACUCCUCUGAGGCUCUGAAGGUCUCUUCUGCCCCUCACACGGUUAUCCAGACCACCCACCACUCUGACGAGCAUGUACACAGCCUGUACUCCACCACCCAGGCACCAAUCAUCGGCUACAUUGCCAGGGCAGGUAACCAGCAUGGCGUCAGCUACGCCACCCUGCCGCAGCACCUGGUCAUCCCGGACGGCCAGUCCCUCCAGUCUCUCCUGAUACCCGUUAACGGAGUUACCACCACUACGGACCUCGAGGCUGCCUGCUCGGUGACCGCUAGGACGGCCAGCACCACCGCCUCUCAGCUGGCUCCAGCGACCGCAUCCCUCCCCCGCCACACCUACCUCACCGCGUCCCUGUCCAAGUGUGAGAUGCUGGAGUCGGACGGCCACCACCAGUCCCCUGCUGUACUCCAGGCCCAAGUACUACCCAUCCAACACAUCCAAAUCCCAUCUAACACAACUGCUAAUGUGGUGGCGUCCCCCUCCCCUGCCCCAGCCCUAGCUCCAGGACCUGUCCAGGUCUCCCCCUCUCUCUCCUCUUCCCCCUCCCCUGCCCCAGCCCUAGCUCCGGGACCUGUCCAGGUCUCCCCCUCUCUCUCCUCUUCCCCCUCCCCUGCCCCAGCCCUAGCUCCAGCCCCUGUUCAGGCCUCCCCCUCUCUCUCCUCUUCCCCCUCCCCUGCCCCAGCCCUAGCUCCAGCCCCUGUUCAGGCCUCCCCCUCUCUCUCCUCUUCCCCCUCCCCUGCCCCAGCCCUAGCUCCAGGACCUGUCCAGGCCUCCCCCUGUCUCUCCUCUUCCCCCUCCCCUGCCCCAGCCCUAGCUCCAGGACCUGUCCAGGCCUCCCCCUCUCUCUCCUCCUCUCCAACCACGCUCCCUCCGUUCUUCAUGCGUGGCUCCAUCAUCCAGCUGGCGGACGGGGAGCUGAAGCGAGUGGAGGACCUGAAGACGGAGGACUUUAUCCAGAGUGCUGAGAUCAGCAGUGAGCUGAAGAUUGACUCCAGCACAGUGGAACGCAUCGACACGGGCCAGACACCCAACGCUGUCAUCAUACAGUUCGGUGUCGGGGAACACAAAGCACAGGUGUGUGUGGAGGUGCUGUUAGAGUACCCGUUCUUUGUGUUCGGCCAGGGCUGGUCGUCCUGCUGCCCUGACCGGACCACUCAGCUGUUGGAGCUGAGCUGUGCCAAGCUGUGUGUUGGGGACGUGUGUGUCUCCCUGACCCUCAGGAGCCUGAGGGGUGGCGGUGGCUCUGUGUCUGGGAGGAACCACAACAGCCAGGGUCACGAAGUCAAGCUGAGGCACAGCCACAACACUGGGGACAUCACACAGGGGUCUAACAGUCAGGGGAAUAACCAGAGUAAUGGUCAGAGAGACGGUCAGAGUAUGGACAAGGACUUUAGGAACAGUUUGAAUGCUGCAGGCAGCAACAGUGUCUUCCUGGUGCAAGUGGCCAAAACAGACAUGUUGAAUAAGGAGGAUAGGGACGCCCGCUGUGUGGACCAGGGGACAGGAUCUGGACUGAGACCCGGAUCUGGACCAGGGGUCUACGGAACUGGAGUUGGACCCAGGAGCACCUCGGACCUGCAUGCUGUCUCAGGGAAUGGAGAGAUGAGAGACAGAGAACAGAAUAGCCCCAUGCUCCCUCCGCCCCUCAAGACAGAAGUGGGUGAGGCAGACAAAGAAAAACCCUGGGGUCGUAAGAGGAGGUGGUCUGCUCCAGAGAGAGAUCAGACAGAGAGGGCGGACGAGGAACCCCCUUUGACUCUGCCAAAACCCUCUUUUAUAACUCAGCAGGUCAAACUCUCCAUCGAAGGAAGGUCAAAGGUUAGUUGUUGAAGGAGCUGGAGUGUUGUACAGGAGGGAACAUAGUUUUAUAUGUUUGUAACGUUGUUAGUGCUGUUUGGUUUAAUCUAUCUAUCCACCUUAAUGGAAACGAUUCAUUUACCUGGUAUAUACAUGUUUUAUGAUUCUAUUUCUAUGGAAGGAACAUUGUUGUCUCUGUGUUUGGCCUACUGUCUGGGAGGCCAGUCUCUCUCCAGAACACAGUGAGUGGCCCACUGUCUGGGAGGCCAGUCUCUCUCCAGAACACUGUUAGUGGCCCACUGCCUGGAAGGCCAGUCUCUCUCUAGAACACAGUGAGUGGCCCACUGUCUGGGAGGCCAGUCUCUCUCCAGAACACAGUUAGUGGCCCACUGCCUGGAAGGCCAGUCUCUCUCUAGAACACAGUUAGUGGCCCACUGUCUGGAAGGCCAGUCUCUCUCCAGAACACAGUGAGUGGCCCACUGUCUGGGAGGCCAGUCUCUCUGCAAAAACAGUUAGUGGCCCACUGCCUGGGAGGCCAGUCUCUCUCCAGAACACAGUGAGUGGCCCACUGUCUGGGAGGCCAGUCUCUCUCUAGAACACAGUUAGUGGCCCACUGCCUGGGAGGCCAGUCUCUCUCCAGAACACAGUGAGUGGCCCACUGCCUGGGAGGCCAGUCUCUCUCCAGAACACAAUUAGUGGCCCACUUGCCUGGGAGGCCAGUCUCUCUCCAGAACACAGUGAGUGGCCCACUGCCUGGGAGGCCAGUCUCUCUCCAGAACACAGUGAGUGGCCCACUGCCUGGGAGGCCAGUCUCUCUCCAGAACACAGUUAGUGGCCCACUGUCUGGGAGGCCAGUCUCUCUACAGAACACAGUUAGUGGCCCACUGCCUGGGAGGCCAGUCUCUCUCCAGAACACAGUGAGUGGCCCACUGUCUGGGAGGCCAGUCUCUCUCCAGAACACAGUGAGUGGCCCACUGUCUGGGAGGCCAGUCUCUCUCCAGAACACAGUGAGUGGCCCACUGCCUGGGAGGCCAGUCUCUCUCCAGAACACAGUUAGUGGCCCACUGCCUGGGAGGCCAGUCUCUCUCCAGAACACAAUGAGUUGAUACUGUAGCUAGCAGAUGGUUGACCUGGACAGGCUUGAAUUUACUAAACCAUGAGAUUUGUCCUCUAUAUUGACCUAUAAAGUGAAUUAUGCAUGUGUGAGUUAUAUCAAUUGAUAAUUUCUGCCUUGUUAGAAUACAACCCUCUACUGCUCAUCGUUACCCUCAGUCAUCAGAACCCCCACCCCCCAUACAUUUGAGGACAUUGUUUUAUGUGAUGAAAUGUAGUUUUCAUUUUGCUGCCUCAGGACAACGUUGUGCAGUUAGGCUACUUUAAAGGGAAAUACAAUGCUGAAUGAUAGACAUGUAGAUUCCCAGACAAUGAACCCAGGGACAUUCUAAGGGCCAAAGCAGCCUAAUUGAGCAGUUAAGAUCAUACCCUCUGAUUGUGAGGACAGUCCCAGCGAGGAAGAAUGGACCUCAGAAUCAGGUUUGAGAGGCAGUGAAAUACUAGUUUAGGGAAAAGCUUUCACUAUCAGCUUUUCCAUGGUGUUAUUGUAUUAGUAGCGGCACAGAACGCCUAAAUCUACCCCCCCCCCCCCCCCCAAAAAAAUAGGAUGGAAUAUUUGUUUCAAUGAAAAAACACAAUGUGUGUAGUAAAGGAUUACACAUACACCGUAUACAGUGCAUUCCUGAAGUAUUCAGACCCUUUGACUUUUCAUACAUUUUGUUACGUUACAGCCUUAUUCUGAAAUUGAUUUUUCUUUUAAAUCUUUAUCAAUCUACACACAAUACCACAUAAUGACAAAGUGAAAACAGUUUUUUUUUUGACAUUUUUAACCCCUAACAAACAGUAGUACCUUAUUUACGUAAUUAUUCAAACCUUUUGCUAUGAGACUCGAAAUUGAGCUCAGGUGCAUCAUCCUUGAGACUCUUCCUAGAGGUUGGCCGCCCGGCCAGAAACAAGUCUCUCACCGUU